Messenger RNA from Hydatigera taeniaeformis, 2007 nucleotides. The record is from the annotation of a GenBank genome assembly. Lineage: Eukaryota; Metazoa; Platyhelminthes; Cestoda; Cyclophyllidea; Taeniidae.
AUGAAAUAUCUGCUGGUGACUGGUGGUGUGAUAAGUGGGAUAGGCAAGGGGAUUAUUUCUAGCAGCGUUGGGGCGAUAAUGAAAGCCAAUGGUUGGGUGGUUACAUGCAUAAAAAUCGACCCCUAUCUGAAUAUUGACGCUGGCACGUUUUCCCCAUAUGAACAUGGUGAGGUUUACGUGCUUGAUGAUGGUAGCGAAGUGGAUUUGGACUUAGGAAACUAUGAACGCUACAUAAACGUUACUCUCACCAAGGACCACAAUAUAACAACGGGAAAGAUUUAUCAGCAGGUUACUCAACGGGAAAGGAGGGGCGAGUAUCUUGGGAAAACUGUCCAGGUCGUCCCUCAUGUUACAGAUGCUAUUCAGGAGUGGGUGAUUAAAGUUGCCGAAAUGCCAGUUGACGUCUCGGGUAGGGUUCCCGACCUUUGCGUGAUUGAGCUUGGUGGCACUAUUGGUGAUAUCGAAUCCAUGCCUUUUGUUGAGGCCUUUCGCCAACUCCUCUAUCGUGUUGGGUCCAAAAACUUUUGCUGCGCUCACGUUAGCUUGGUGCCGAAUUUAUCCUCUGUAGGUGAACCCAAAACGAAGCCAACGCAAGUCAGUAUAAGGGAGCUGCGUGGUCGUGGUCUGCAAGCGGACAUUCUGUUCUGUCGCUGCGACUGUGAGUUGCCCCCAAAAGUGGUAGAAAAGUUAGCUCUUUUCUGCCAAGUUCCUGCGGACCAUGUGAUCCAAGCUCGUGACGUGGAUAAUCUCUACGAGGUGCCCUUAGUCUUGGAGGCUCAAAAAGUAUCCACCCUUCUUUUGCAUCACUUUGACCUCGAGCCCAAGGCGCUUGGACCUGAGCCACCCUUGGCUGCCUGGCAGGCUAUGGUCGAUCACAUGCUGCACGCCACCGAAACCAUUCGCGUUGCUGUCGCGGGCAAGUACACUAAACUCAGUGAUGCGUACCUCUCGCUUUUAAAGGCGUGUGAACAUGCGGCAACUUACGUUAAUUGUAAGCUGAAAAUAGAUUUGGUUGACUCCGAGGAUUUGGAGCCGGCGAUGGAGCUCUCUGCACCUGAGCAGUAUCACGAAGCUUGGUUGUCGAUCAGCAACGCUCAGGCCGUCAUUGUUGCCGGUGGCUUUGGUCCUCGCGGCUGCGAGGGCAAAAUUUCCGUCAUUCGAUAUUGUCGGGAGCGCGGCAUCCCCUUCCUCGGUAUCUGUCUCGGCUUCCAGCUGGCUGUGGUAGAAUUCGCCCGCAAUGAUUCAAAUUCAACGGAAUUCGAUCCCAACACACCGUACCCGGUUAUAAUAGACAUGCCAGAAUUUAAUCCGGGUGAUAUGGGUGGCACUAUGCGCCUCGGCUCCCGUCGAACCAACUUUGUUGUCUCUUCAGUGGUGAAGGACUACCUCCAUGCCUUGUAUGACUUGAAAGCUGAUAGAGCAGCACAAGCUCCAGGAUCAUUUUCUGAUAAUGGUAUUGACAUAAUAGAUGAUUGUGAUGGUGCUGUUGAAAGUGAUAAGGAGAAUUUUCCUCAUUUGCUUUCGCACUUCAACAGCUUUCGCCUUGUGAACACUAGUCACAUUUACGCCAGACAUCGACAUAGGUACGAGGUCAACCCGAGUUUCGUAAAGGACUUUGAAUCUAGCGGAUUUGCCUUUGUUGGGCGUGACGCUGGAAAGGGCAACCGUAUGGAGAUUGGAGAGUUGAUACGUCCCAUUAACACGCAAAAUGGGAGUCGCAAGAAGACAGACGAAACGGUUGCAAGCUUACGGCACCAUCCCUUCUUCGUAGGCACCCAAUUCCAUCCUGAGUACACAUCGCGACCCAUGACUCCAUCACCCUUCUUUGUCGGUCUUAUCCUCACUGCACACGCUCAGUGCAGCCAAUCCGAUCAAAUCCUCCUGGACCUGCAAUCCACGAGCACCCUUGGUUCAAGACUUUUACUCUCGCCUUCGAAGCCUUGGCACCUCAAACAGCCCACCUCGAUGUCCUACAACUCUCUCUUUCCUCUCACCAAAGAGGCUUAG